Messenger RNA from Medicago truncatula (barrel medic), 1273 nucleotides. Its product is annotated as chlorophyll a-b binding protein 7, chloroplastic. Lineage: Eukaryota; Viridiplantae; Streptophyta; Magnoliopsida; Fabales; Fabaceae. The record is from RefSeq and is a predicted model, not a curated record. Gene Ontology annotation, biological process: photosynthesis, light harvesting. Bases 57 to 1058 code for a protein of 333 amino acids. Gene Ontology annotation, cellular component: membrane. The transcript has 5 exons.
UGAGUGGCUUGUCUUUGAUUUUUUUUUGACGAAGAACACAAACUAAGAAAGGAGCUAUGGUGUGGCUUCAACCAGUGACGUGUCCUUCCUCUUCUUCAUCUUGUUUCGUUAGUGGCUCUAGUCGCUGCUCCCUCUCAUCUGUAAACUACUUUGCCCCAAAACCCAGAAAACAUCAUCUCAUCUGCAAUGCUUCAUGGCAAGAGCUUGCUGGAGUCUUACUAUUCUCAGCGAUUCCUUUCACUGCUGUCAAAGUUAUAGCUAAUAGUCCAUUAGGGGAGUCACUGCAGAGAAAAAUGGAAGAGACUAAGCAACUUGCUGUAAAAAACUCCUCUAAAUUCAAGGCUCAAGCUGCCAAGGCCAGAAAACAGAGCUUUUGGUACGGACAAGGUCGGCCUCGUUGGCUUGGUCCUAUCUCGUAUGACGGCUACCCAUCAUAUCUCCAUGGGGAACUGCCUGGGGAUUACGGCUUUGACAUUGCUGGCCUUGCCAAGGAUCCAGUGGAACUGCAGAAAUAUUUCAACUUUGAGAUAUUGCAUGCUCGCUGGGCUAUGCUUGCAUCUGUUGGUGCUCUCAUUCCUGAGUUAUUAGACCUAUUGGGAGUCUUUCACUUUGUUGAACCUGUUUGGUGGCGCGUUGGUUAUUCCAAGCUCCAGGGGGAUACUCUAGAUUACCUUGGCAUCCCAGGCCUUCACUUAGCUGGAAGCCAGGGAGUGGUUGUGAUUGCUAUUUGCCAAGCACUCCUUAUGGUUGGACCAGAAUACGCCAGAUAUUGUGGGAUUGAAGCACUGGAGCCUCUAGGAAUAUAUCUGCCUGGUGAUAUAAACUACCCUGGAGGAGCAUUGUUUGAUCCCUUAAAUCUGUCCAAAGAUCCUGAAGCUUUUGAAGAGCUGAAAGUGAAAGAAAUAAAAAAUGGACGCUUGGCAAUGAUGGCUUGGUUAGGUUUCUUCACACAAGCGGCACUGACGGGUAAAGGUCCUGUACAAAACAUUGUGGAUCAUAUCUACGAUCCUUUCCACAACAACUUGCUUGGGUCACUCAAUUCAAUGAAAUUACACUAGGAUCUUAUCUUACACUCUCUCUAAUUCUAAAUAUAAGAGACAAUGUAGGAUCAAAACAGAAAGACGAUUUUGCAUUGAUGCAUUAGAGGCGUGGCAUGGCUGUUGUGCGGGUUUUAGCGUGUGACAGUAGGAUAUUAGCACCUGAAGUAAUAGCUGUAAUAAGUGGAGUACUUAAUUUCAAUGCCAGUUUUAAGAAAUGUGUGAUUUUAUCGUUG